UUGCUGGCAUUCCCGUAUUGUGCUCCCCCUCAAACUCGGAAACUAGGCAGUAUGGCAAGUUUUGAAGAGGACUUUGACGGCGCUGUAAAGCUAGCAUGUUUGGCUCUUUCCGUCGAAAAUUGCAAAGAACUUCAAAAGAUUUGCUGACAGCAUUUGCUGAGGAAGAAAGAUGUUCUUGCCUGUUUUCCCACAGGCUAUGGCAAAAGCUGUAUAUAUAAAGCGUGGCCUAUUGUGUGCAGCGAGCUAGCAGGGGUAAUGUUCAAUUCGACCUCGGAGACUUGUAAACACAGUAUUGUGUCAUUUUAUAUAACUAUAAAAGGAUCUUCACAUAGGCGACAUACAUCUUUAAUCGUUUCUUGAGGCGUUUGCGGUUGGGAUUGAGCCAUCUCUCUGACAGCCUCUGAACGUUAAGACGUUCCAUCCAAAUAAUUUCCCCCCCGGCACUAUUUUGCAUGGACACCGCUGCUGCUUCCCCGGGUUAGCCCCACCCUAGACGAUUGUGAUUGGUUUAAAGAAAUAAAAACAGGCCAGCCCAGUUUCCCCCCGGAUAGAAGCUCUAAAUAGCGUGGUUCCAGACAAUUCUACUUGCUGUAGUUUGCUCUGGCUUUGCGAGACUAUUUUAACAGUAUCCUUAUCCUUGUUAUUAUUAUUAUUAUUAUUAUUAUUAUUAUCUUAAUUUUUUCAUCAUCAUUAUUAUGAUGAUGAUGAUAGAAGGCUCGUGUGAACGGGAAGCUUUGUAUGCGGAACUUCCAUAGCUAAGGAGAGGGGACCGGGUUUGGUGUAACUCAUCUAACUAUAAACACGCGGAGCGUGCCGUUCACGUCAUCUCAAAUCGAUUCCAGUUUUAUUAAUCCAAGCUCUGGAAUUAUCAUUUCUUACACGUAUUUUAAAGUCAUUGGAGUCGCUACGUGUGAGUUGUGGAGAUGCUGGCUCACGAGGUGACCGGGAGCUCGCUGUUCUCCGGGUUCCGUGCGCUCGGGCUGUACUCUAACCACCUCCCGCACGUGCUGCGGUACCACGCGAGGCACCGGGAGUUCUACGUGACCACGGCGGUGGGAAACCGUUUCCACACCUAUAAUGUUAAGAAGCUGGGCAUCGUUGCUGUCAGUAAUGCUCUCCCAGGGGACAUCUCCUGUCUUGCGGCUGACAGGGUGUUGGUGUUUGCUGCUGUUGGUCGAGAUGUCUAUGCCUUUGCCCGCAACAAGGAGAUAGUCCACCACUACUCGCACGCACAUGCCUCAGACGUCCACCUCUUAUUGGUUCUGGGAGACACGCUGGUGUCGGCUGACCGUGACGGACUCCUGCUAGUCUGGGACGUCCCCACUCAGGAGGAGUACCUGCGCCUGACCUUUGACCCAGCCACCUUUGACCUAUCUGCCCUGGCCCACCCUAGCACCUACCUGAACAAGGUGUUGUUGGGGAGUUCCCAGGGUGCUUUGCAACUCUGGAACCUCAAGACCAAUAAAUUGCUGUACACCUUCCAAGGCUGGUCGUCAGGGGUUACAGCUCUUCAGCAGAGUCCUGCAGUGGACGUGAUGGGCGUCGGCUUAUCCUCUGGACGCAUCCUCCUUCAUGACAUCAGAGCUGACAAGACGCUGAUGUCCUUCAGUCAAGACUGGGGACCUGUCACCACACUCAGCUUCCGCACUGACGGCCCUCCCAUCAUGGCGGCCGGCGGGCCUGGUGGUCACAUGGCCUUCUGGGACCUGGAGAGCCGUCGCUUGGUAACGCAGCUGAGACACGCCCACCGCUCUGCCGUGGCCGGAGCAACCUUCCUACCCAGCCAGCAGCUGCUACUCACCAAUGGAGCGGACAAUGCCCUCAAGGUGUGGGUGUUUGAGCAGGAAGGGGGUGUUGCCAGAUUGCUACGGAGUCGUCAGGGCCACAGUGCUCCUCCCACCACCAUACGUCACCACGGCAAUGCUGGCCGGGACAUCCUGAGUGCUGGUCAGGAUGGGACACUACAGUCUUUCUCCAGCGUCCACGAGCGCUUCAACAAGAGCCUGGGACACGGCUCUGCCAACAAGAAGAUGACCAAGAAGAAAGGGUUGAAGUUUGAAGAGAUUCUGCUUCCACCAAUCACCUGCUUUUCUUCAGAGAGUGCACGUGAGGGCGACUGGGACGGUGUGGUGGCACUGCACCGCGGUGAGGCGGCCGCGCGCACCUGGAACUACCAGCGGUGCACCAUGGGAAAACACCGCCUGGCCCCGCCCGCUGACCGCCUGGACAACGCCCGCCUCAGCAACGUGCACACAACGGCGGUUGACAUUACUUCCUGUGGGAACUUUGUUCUGAUUGGUUGGUCAUCUGGUCACCUGGACGUUUACAACCUGCAGUCUGGCAUCCACCGUGGUCACUACGGCAACCCCACUGCACACGUGGGAGCCGUGCGUGGCGUGUGCGUGGACGGUCUGAACCAGCGCGUGUUCAGUGUCGGGGCCGACUGCCUCCUCAGGGCCUGGCGCUUUAAGACCCGUAGCCAUGACGACCCCGCCCACCCCCCUCAGCUUGACAGCGCCCCCUCUCUGCUGCGCCUCCACCGAGACAGUGGUAUGCUAGCGUUGGCGCUGGACGAUCUGACGCUAGUCGUCAUCGACACAGAAACCGGACGUGUUGUCCGGAAGUUCUUGGGUCACAGCGGGAAAAUAAACGACCUUACCUUCAGUCCAGAUGGCCGCUGGCUGAUAUCGGCAUCGAUGGACUGUACCAUCAGAACCUGGGACUUGCCUUCUGGCUGUAUGGUGGACUGCUUUCUGUGUGAGACGGCUGCGGUCAGUGUCUCACUCUCUCCUAUCGGAGACUUCCUCUCCUCGGCCCACGUGGACAGCCUCGGGAUCUACCUCUGGUCCAAUAAGAGCAUCUAUAGCCUGGUCUCACUCCGCCCUCUUCCUGCUGACUACCAGCCAGUGACGGUGAGCCUCCCUGGCUCCUCCCCCAGCCCUGACGAGGAGGGACACGGGGAGAGCUGUGUUACCCUGGGCGACGAGGACGAGGACCAGAUGGCGUCUGCCUGCUGGGACUCCCAGGAGCAGCUGGAGCGUCACCUGGUCACCAUGACAUCACUUCCUGAGUCCCGCUGGAGGAAUCUGUUCAACCUAGAUGUUGUUAAGAGGAGGAACCAGCCCCAGCAGCCCCCCCAGCGACCAGCCGCUGCCCCCUACUUCCUGCCCACCGUCUCGGGCCUUCAGCCCAGCUUCCAGACCCCCGAGGCCCCGGUCAACCAGUCUAAGGUUUUGAGGCUCGGAGCUAUGGCGCAAAAAACAGCAUUCAGCAUCGCCUUGGAAACCGCGCUGGAUGAUGGAGACUAUGUCGCUCCUUUGGCGUUGCUGAAGUCUCUGGGACCUUCUGCCGUGGACCUCGAGCUGCGCGGCCUCUCUCCUGACCUAGGCUCCUCCCCCCAGCCAAGCUCCGCCCCCCAGCUCCUAGUGGCCUUCCUCCAGAUGCUGGAGGCCAUGUUGGAAGAGAGGCGGGACUUCGACCUGGCCCAGGCCUACCUGGCCCUCCUUCUCAAGCUUUACCUGCGGCCGUUGUCGGCUGACCCUCUUGCCGUUGCGACCUUGCAGCGUCUCCUCGGGCGCCUGGAGACGAUAUGGGCGGAGCUCCGCGUCUCAUUUGACCAAUCGCUGUGCCUGCUGACCUACACCAAGACCGCACUGCUCUGAGGCUGCUGGCGCCAUGCUUUCAUUUUGAUACGCAGAAGACAUGCCACUAUAAGUGUAUAGUGUGUGUGUGUGUGAGUCCUUGUCUCUCUGGCUAUGAACACAUCCCAAUAUCGGAGCAAUAGUUAGGACCUAUGACUCUAUACAACCUAUAUAUAUAUCUGUUACUCUUAAAUUGGUAUAUCUUGAUGAAUUGUAAUGUUUGUUUGUUUUGUAUUUUACCCAUUGCUGUCCUGCCUCCCUGGUCUUAUUACCUUUGCCAAAUGUGUUUUGACAUAAAUAAAGGAUUAAUAAAAAAUGGACUAAUAAACGACAUACAACAGCUCA
Gadus macrocephalus (Pacific cod) is the source of this 3986-nucleotide messenger RNA. RefSeq names its product WD repeat domain 36 (gene wdr36). Gene Ontology annotation, cellular component: Pwp2p-containing subcomplex of 90S preribosome; small-subunit processome. Lineage: Eukaryota; Metazoa; Chordata; Actinopteri; Gadiformes; Gadidae. Gene Ontology annotation, molecular function: protein binding. The record is from RefSeq and is a predicted model, not a curated record. Bases 924 to 3662 code for a protein of 912 amino acids. The transcript has 23 exons. Gene Ontology annotation, biological process: rRNA processing.